Molecule: messenger RNA, 1290 nt
Organism: Brassicogethes aeneus
Lineage: Eukaryota; Metazoa; Arthropoda; Insecta; Coleoptera; Nitidulidae
Source: the annotation of a GenBank genome assembly
UCGACAAACAACAACCGUCACGCUCGUAAUAAUGCGUUCUUUCGUUACAGUUUCGCGUCGUUCUGGUCUCGACGAACCGUCGACGAUCGGCCGUGGAGUGACGACGUCGUGGUGCAGACCGCCCCCGCAGUAGCCGCCCCCGAGUACCGCUCCAGCUACACCGAGGAGGAGUUCCUGGAGAUCUUCGAGCGCGGCAAGAGGAACUGCCUCGAGUACCUGUUGAAGCACGGCGACGGCAUGGCGGACCUGAGGGACGUCGUCAAAAACAAGGCCGAAAAGCACCGGUCGUUCUACGAGAAGCUGGUAGACGACGACAGUGCCGACGGCGGCGGUCGCGCUACCGGCCGCGAGGUGGCGCCACCGAUAGCGGACCGCGUCGAAGAUUCCAAUGCAGCAGGUACCAACAAAGGGGAUGCUAAGCGGCAACGCAAGCAGGGGGUGCACGAGAUGAACCUGCCCAAGGAGAUCGUCACGUUCCAGAGCGUGAAAAAAUUGCGCGACAACUACUCGGCCAUGUUGCAAAGAAAAUCCAAGGAUAAAGCAUCUAAAGACGAGCUUUUGGCGCCCCCGAACAGCGGCUACUGCAGUUCUUCGGCGUCCAACAAUAGUGACGACGAGACGAGGGAAAAAUGUUUCAACGUUAGAAGAUGCGGUUCGAACGAUAGCGCGGUUGGUAUUAGUGACGAGGAUGCGGUUAUCAGUUCCAAUUGGGGAGAAAAGUCUGAAAAUUUCGACGAGGAGACCUUCGAGACUGAUUACAGAUACCCUGUGAGCCCGUACAGCCCCCGGGGCUCCAUAGACCACUCGAACGUGCCCAGUCGCACCCUGAUCGAGGCUAAAUUCGUGCCGAUAGUCGAGCGGAAGUACAGUGACAGUGCCGCGAGUGUCAGUGACGUGGACCGCAGUGGCAGCCGGCGCGAAAGCUGCGUCACCGACGACGGGGACGAGACCCCUCGGUACCGCUACUGGCGCACGCCCUCGGUGGUGGUCAGCGACUACUCCGACGACAUAAUGGGCCUCACGUUGGAGGACAUCGAGUACAUCAGGAGCAAGAAGGCCCAAUCCAGCUCGCCCGACUCCAGCGCGCACAGCUCCUGCAGCAACCUCAACUAUUGCGGGUCCACCAUAAGCGGCCUGGAUGCCGAGUACGUGCUCAGCAAGCCCUUCAGAAAAUCAUCGGCCUGCUCGACUUGCAGCACUUUGAGUGGAGACGAGGAGUUGGACACUCUACAUCCUUAUAAAAAAGAGGUAGGAUACAUAACUUUUAUCUCCACGCGGUCUAUAAUUUAA